Messenger RNA from Ornithodoros turicata, 779 nucleotides. RefSeq lists its product as uncharacterized. The coding region runs from base 154 to 702 and encodes 182 amino acids. NCBI's taxonomy places the organism in Eukaryota, Metazoa, Arthropoda, Arachnida, Ixodida, Argasidae. The record is from RefSeq and is a predicted model, not a curated record. The transcript has 5 exons.
GUUCCAUGAAGACAGGAAGCCGUCGAUUGCUCCUUGAAACAAUUAACACUUGGCAGAUGUUUCCCGUAUAAUUACUGAUGAUUAAUACCAUCCAGUGCACGCAUAACCGUAAUACCAUUUCGGAGAUUAUCCCGUAUUACGCAAUGCGGAAAGAUGUACUUUCUAGUCGCCGUGUUCUCUUUUGGACUCUAUGCUGCUGCGGACGGUGCCGUUGUGCCAAAGUGUGACCCCGAGGCAAAGGACCAAGUCGCCUGGGAGAUGAUAAAGGCACUGACGAAGGACUUCUUCUAUCUGUUCGAAACAACUAACAACCAGACUCAAAACUGUACAUUCUUUGCGGUCAAUGAAACCGACGAAAAGAAUCACACGGGGACAUUGCGCGCCGGUAUCGGCAUGAACACAUCUGCCACAGCCGUUGCUCUGGAUGAGAAAGGGUUCCCUAUGAUGCUUGAGGAAGGUUGCUAUCGUGUACUGUACACUGAUAACUCUACCUGCGGUGUAGUCGCUUCACCAGGUGAUAAAGAAAUCUUCCUCUGGGUUGCCCAGAAAACUGCCGUUCAGAUUUCCUUUCAUCACUGUUGCGGGAAAGUCUUCCAAAGCGCAGUAAAGAAGAAACUGGAAUUGGAACAGAGCUGCGGAAGUCCCGAAGAAACCAAGACAUACCGCAGGUUCUUCGAUUACUGUCUUGGGCCUUCGUGCUAAUCGCGUUUUGACAAGCUUUCUUUUUCGAAAGAGAAAUAACGAGCUCGAUGUGCAAUAAAGAAAAAAUAUAAAUGUAA